AUGAAGGCUUCGGUGAUUGCCUUUGCGGCCCUGAUCACGGCGGCCGUGGCAGCGCCUCCUCCACCUCACCAUCCGCCUCCCCGAGACACACCCAGCUGCCGCUGUCUUCCUGGCGACCUCUGCUGGCCGGCAGCCCCGGCCUGGUCCAACCUCAACACCAAGCUCGGUGGACGUCUCAUCAAGACCGUCCCCAUCGGCAGCCCGUGCCACGAUCCCACCUACGAUGCCGCUGCUUGCCAGGCUCUGCAGGACAACUGGACUCACCCCCAGCCUCAGUAUGUGAUGAUCACCCUUCCCCUCCCCCUCCCGCCGCCUCUCUCUGAACUUCUGGAUUCCAAUGGAUCGCCCGUGGUGUCUGAGAGGGGAAUCCGGCAUCCUUCCCUGAGCUCCCCCACUUCAGUGAUGCAGAUCUUCUUCACGAACCAGACUUGCUCUCCAUUCUCUGCCGAGGCCUCAUCAUGCACUCUUGGGAACUUCCCCAGCUACGCGGUCAACGCGUCUUCCGCCAGUGAUAUUCAGACUGCAGUCAACUUUGCUCGUGACAACAACAUUCGUUUCGUCAUCAAGAACACCGGCCAUGAUUACCUGGGUCGGUCCACCGGUGCUGGUGCUCUCUCUGUCUGGACGCACAACCUCAACCAAGUCGAGUAUGUGGAUUACCGCAGUGCCGCCUACAACGGUCCUGCCUUCAAGGUCGGUGCCGGUACCAUGGGCUUCCAGAUCAUGGAGGCUGCUCACGCUCGGGGUCUGCUCGUCGUCGGUGGUGAAUGCCCUACUGUCGGUAUUGCCGGCGGCUACACGCAGGGUGGCGGUCACUCCGCUAUGAGUACCGCGUUCGGUCUGGGUGCCGACAACACUCUGGAGUUCGAGGUUGUCACUGCCGACGGCAAGCUGGUCACUGCAUCCGCCUCCCAGAAUAGCGAACUGUACUGGGCGCUGAGCGGUGGUGGUGCCGGUAACUACGGUGUCGUGGUCUCCAUGACCAUCAAGGCUCACCAGGACGCGAUGGUCGCCGGUGCCAGCCUGCAGUUCACACGUGCCAACAUCUCUGCCGACACCUUCUACGAGGCCGUGGCCGAGUUCCACCACCUCCUUCCCGCCAUGAUCGAUACCGGUGCUACCGUCAUCUACGACAUGACCAACACUUUCUUCCUCAUCAACCCCGUCACGGGCUACAACAUGACCUCUGCCCAGGUCAAGGAUCUCCUGACCCCCUUCACCGAGGCACUCACCAACCUCGGUAUCCAGUACAAGUUGGGCCUGACUCAAUAUGAGAACUACUACGAGCACUACCAGCACUACAUGGGUCCCCUUCCCUGGGGUAACCUUGACGUCGCCACCUACCAGUACGGUGGUCGUCUGAUCCCCCGUGACACUCUGGAGAACAACUACAACGGCAUGGCCGCCGCUCUCCGCAACAUCACCGAGUCCGGCGUCAUCGCCGUCGGGGUGGGCAUGAACGUCACCGCCAAGGGUGGUAACAACGCCGUCUUCCCGGCUCUCCGCAACGCCGCCGUCACCAUGCAGAUCGGUACUCACUGGUCCGACACCGCAUCCCGCGACCAGAUGAUUGCGGAGCAGAUGAAGCUGACCAACCAGUACGUUCCUCAGCUUGAAGCCAUCACCCCCGGCAGUGGCUGCUACCAGAACGAGGCCAACUUCCGUCAACCCGACUGGAAGGAGACCUUCUUCGGAGCCAACUACGAGCCCCUGUUGAAGGUGAAGAACGCCUAUGAUCCCACCUCAUUCUUCUACGCCCUCAAGGCCGUCGGCAGUGAUGCCUGGACUGUGUCCGACUCUGGUCGUAUGUGCCGUGCUUAA
Penicillium oxalicum is the source of this 1821-nucleotide messenger RNA. Its product is annotated as putative isoamyl alcohol oxidase. Gene Ontology annotation, molecular function: oxidoreductase activity; FAD binding. The transcript is spliced from 3 exons. The record is from RefSeq and is a predicted model, not a curated record. NCBI's taxonomy places the organism in Eukaryota, Fungi, Ascomycota, Eurotiomycetes, Eurotiales, Aspergillaceae. Bases 1 to 1821 code for a protein of 606 amino acids.